Maniola jurtina (meadow brown) is the source of this 3324-nucleotide messenger RNA. RefSeq names its product NADP-dependent malic enzyme-like. Gene Ontology annotation, cellular component: mitochondrion. The transcript has 12 exons. The record is from RefSeq and is a predicted model, not a curated record. Bases 190 to 2127 code for a protein of 645 amino acids. Gene Ontology annotation, molecular function: malate dehydrogenase (decarboxylating) (NADP+) activity; NAD binding; malate dehydrogenase (decarboxylating) (NAD+) activity. Lineage: Eukaryota; Metazoa; Arthropoda; Insecta; Lepidoptera; Nymphalidae. Gene Ontology annotation, biological process: pyruvate metabolic process; malate metabolic process.
CACUCCGACCUUCAGUCGUCAUUUAGAGAGCGCUGGCUCUGCCUGACACUCAGUCCGUUCAUCAUAGGUAUUCCAUCUUUAGACCAAGUUGAGACCUUUUAAAUAAUAGAACUUAAAGUUUAUAAAAAAAGGUUUUAUAACAUCCAAUAGAAACUCCUCUGUGAUAUAUUUGAUCUCGUUUUUUCGAAAAUGGAAUUCUUAUCGCGCAAAGUCAAAUCCAACGGUCAAUUUGACAAACGUCAGUUGAAUGGCGCGGGUGACCUAUCCAGGAAUAAGUCGAGUGAAACCGCAAUGAGUCCAGCGCCCCCCGCGCCAAGAAACAAAAGUGGCGCGCCAUUCGCUUCCUGCAAACAGUCGCUCGCUGUCAGUGGACUAACGUGUACGUACGACAUGGAACGUGAUCGCAUCGGUGUUUGGGGCUCCGGAGACGGCCAGUCCAACAGCAAGCUGUCCGGCCUGGACCGCCUGAAGCACCCUGGACUUAACAAGGGCAUGGCGUUCACCAUCGAGGAGCGGCAGGCGAUGGGCAUCCACGGGCUGCUGCCCCCCAGGGUGAAGAGCCAGAAGGAGCAGGUGCAGCUGUGCAAGCUGUCCAUCGACCGCUACGAGGACCCGCUCAACAAGUACAUCUACCUCAUGGGACUGCUUGACCGUAACGAGCACCUGUUCUACCGCUUCGUGGGUGAAAACGUGGCUGAAAUGAUGCCGAUAGUGUACACGCCGACCGUCGGGCUGGCCUGCCAGAAGUACGGCCUGGUGUACCGACGCCCGCGCGGCCUGUUCAUCACCAUCAACGACAAGGGACACGUUUACGACAUUCUCAAGAAUUGGCCGGAAACCGACGUGCGAGCCAUCGUGGUGACGGACGGUGAGCGCAUCCUCGGGCUGGGCGACCUGGGUGCGUGCGGGAUGGGCAUCCCCGUGGGCAAGCUGGCGCUCUACACCGCGCUGGCGGGCAUCAAGCCGCACCAGUGCCUGCCCAUCACACUCGACGUGGGCACCAACACUCAGACUAUGCUGGACGACCCGCUGUACAUCGGGCUCCGUCAGCGACGCGUCCGCGGCGAGGCCUACGACGAGUUCAUCGACGAGUUCAUGCAGGCCGUGGUGCGCCGCUUCGGACAGAACUGCCUUAUCCAGUUCGAGGACUUCGCCAACGCUAACGCCUUCAGGCUGCUGGAGAAGUAUCGUGGCAAGUAUUGCACCUUCAACGACGACAUCCAGGGCACAGCGUCAGUGGCUGUGGCCGGGCUACUGGCUAGUCUGCGCGUCACCGGCAAGAGGUUGUCCGACAACGUCAUUGUUUUCCAAGGAGCGGGAGAGGCAUCUUUGGGAAUCGCGGAACUGUGCGUGAUGGCGAUGAAGGCUGAAGGCACACCAGAGCCGGAAGCGCGCGCUCGCAUCUGGAUGGUCGACUCCAAGGGCCUGAUCGUGAAAAACCGGCCAGAGGGCGGACUUAAUGAACACAAGGAAAAGUUCGCAAAGGACUGCCCUCCCAUUCGCACACUUGCCGAAGUUGUCAAUGUCGCUAAGCCUUCUGUACUUAUUGGCGCAGCAGCAAUCCGCGGUGCGUUCACGCCGGAGAUCCUGCGUGCUAUGGGUGAAAACAACGACAAGCCCGUCAUCUUCGCGCUGUCCAACCCCACCAGCAAGGCCGAGUGCACCGCCGAGGAGGCCUACUCCAACACUGACGAACGCGCGAUCUUCGCGUCCGGCUCGCCGUUCCCGGAUUACCGCACAAAGGACGGCCGCGUCCUGAGACCCGGGCAGGGCAACAACGCGUACAUCUUCCCCGGAUUGGCGCUCGGCAUACUCUGCGCCGGCCUCGUGGACAUCUCUGAGGACUUUAUGCUGCUCGCUGCUGAGGCUCUCUCAGACAUCGUAUCACAGGAGAAUCUAGACCAGGGAAGCUUGUAUCCACCUCUCGAAGAUAUUCAGGAGUGCUCUGUUAAAAUCGCCAAGAGGGUCGUCGAACACGCAUACAAAACAGGCAAGGCCUCAGUCCAGCCGCAGCCACUGGAUACAGAAGCCUUCAUCCGCGCACAGAUGUACGACUACGGCUACUCGCCCGCUCUGCCGCCCGUCUACUCGUGGCCCGAAGACGCUCCUAGAGUACAAGUCAUGUAGACUGUAUUGCCAAAGAGUAUACUAACGUUAUAGCGCUUCUCUUGUCCAUAUCACCCUGGUUCAUGCAUUCUAAUACUUGUGCGUCACGAGACUUGAAACUGCGAAAUAUCCUUUAAAAAUGAGUUCUGCGCAGUUUUUGAGAAACAGUUUCGGUACAUGCGCAGUAGCAAUGGGCGACUGUUGCCCAAAACAAUGUAAUGAAUCGAACAAUCGAUAUAGAUCUUUUAAACUAUAUUCGUUACGAAUGCCUGGAAAUAAUAAAUCAAAAAUCGAAUCAAUUGCGCAAUUGAUUGCAUACGAUUUUCGAUUUAUUCGUCCCAGAUCCACGCUCGAAGUAAGAAUUGGACAAUAGAGAACAAUCGAUUGUUAUUGAAUUCGAUUGUUUUCUGAAUGAAUCGCCUAUCGCUAAGCGCUAAUUUUCAACUUUCGUGACGCGUGAGAUGCCAAGGUGUUCAAAUAUGCUUAGGUCCUAAAUAUGCAAGAACAUAAAAUACAUUGUUGAGUUAGUAAAUCGUGAAUGAAUACCUUUAUUAAACAAAAAUUUAAAGUUUUGCAGAAAUGAUAAUAGUUAUUAUGAAAAAGGAUUUUUAUGAGAGCAUAAGUAUGUGAACUAUAAUACCUAAACGCUGCUAUUGCUGAAAGAUUUGAAAAAAAAUGAGAAUUUGAAUUUAAACUUAAUAAAAAUUAAGUUACCUACCUACUAUUAGUUUAUUAACUUUAUUAAUAAAAGGAAAAAAACGAUAACGGGAUUUUAAACUUUUAUUUAUUAUUAAUUUAAAAUGUUACUUAAUUUAAUAUGUGUACCCAUUUUAAUUAAAGGUUACCAAGCCCCAAAGUGGAAAGUACCAUUGCAACCACAAAUGUAAAUGAUACCAAGAAGCAAAAUCAUAUUCAUAGUGCAUUUUAUUUGACAUAAAACCAUUAAUGUUACGAAUUUAAAAUGUAAUGAAGAAACGACUUGGCAGUAGAGCAAGCCCAAGUUGUGACGCUGAAUCUAUUAUUGUGAUAUGACGUGAUAUAUUUUUUACCUAAGUAUUUUAUUCAAUGGUUUUUUUAUUCGAAUCAAAAAGAAAGCACGUCAAAUUUUAAUAUAUUGCGACGUGUAUGUAGGUUUAUAUUUUUGUAUGUAAGUGGCUAUGAGAAAUAUUGUGAAGAAAAAAUUGUGGAAAAAAUAAUCCAUGUUUAAAAGGUACAUAA